AUGUGCAGGGUUCUUCGCAGGAUCAUUGUUCAUCAUGUUACCAAGUGCUUCGACGAAACGAUUGAGCGUUUAUUCCGUGAUGAAAAAGAUGCGCAGUACAUUCUUUUUGGGUCAUCUCUGGACAGAUAUCUUUCGGUCGGGAUAAAGAGUGGAGAAUUAAGGUUGACCGGGUACGAAGAGCAGCUACAUUUUAUAAAACACAAUCUUAUCGAGAUCGAGUUAGCGCAAAAACGGCGGAUCUAUUCGAACCAUUACUUAAAGUCGAUUUUCCUCGUCGAUGGCUACAAAAGAGACUCCAACCGUAACGUGUUGCUGUGCGUUGACCAGACACCCAAACCUCAUAAGCAGUCGUCAAUGGAUAACUUCGUCAGUACGACUCAGCAGAUCCCGAGAACGUCGAACGAAAAGACAGACUAUGCGAGCUUCCAUCAGGAUCUCGAAUUUUACCUGAUGCAUUUGAUUGAUGCAAAAGUCGAGGAAUUUACUGUGUUCACACGGAAGUACUACUCAGAGUUGACAAGUUCGUCAUUGCUCUUCGUAUUUGAGGUUGAAAUUUGGUGUCAAAGCGCUGGAAAUAUCUGGAUUACGAGGCAAACAGUCCGCGCACAUCUGUCUUCGUUGAGUAGCGGCGCCGAGGCGAAGAUAGGCAAACACGGAAGGGUAUACUGGAACAUCGUGUUCUCGGUUGAGAUUCAUUUUGGGUUGACAAAGUUCAGAGCACGCAUCAAAUGGAUUUACAAUGGCGUAACAAAAUACGGUUCGGUGCCGAUAAUUCACAACGAGCGGGGACAUAGAUUGGAUGAGGACGAACCAAAUGAUUACCCAGAAGACGACAUGACUCCCACAGGUCCCAAACGAAUAGAAGCGUCCCAGAUUCCCAUACUCAAUCAGUCGACUCGAGCUGCCGGAUCAGUGGCAAAGUCACUCAAGUCGAAAGAGGUUACCCCUUUGUGGUCUCCGAUCAAAAGAAAGUUAACGGAAUUCUCACACUCACCACCGGCUCCGUUAUCAGAGCCUGUUCCGUCUGCUCCUGCCGAAGAGACACCGAUGUCUGCCGUGGACAUGCGAGACACGUUCGAAACUGGCGUUCCAGCUACAGAAGCCGUGCUUGCGCAUGCAGAACCUUCUCCUGCAUUAGCUGAAUAUCUUGAUGAAGCAGCAGCGCGGGAUUCAUUCCCCAACGCAUGGGAGACUGCUGCUGCCAACAUGGGCCCAUGA
Molecule: messenger RNA, 1218 nt
Organism: Lentinula edodes (shiitake mushroom)
Lineage: Eukaryota; Fungi; Basidiomycota; Agaricomycetes; Agaricales; Omphalotaceae
Exons: 11
Coding region: 1-1218 (405 amino acids)
Source: RefSeq, a predicted model, not a curated record